Bacidia gigantensis is the source of this 1860-nucleotide messenger RNA. RefSeq lists its product as uncharacterized. The coding region runs from base 1 to 1860 and encodes 619 amino acids. The record is from RefSeq and is a predicted model, not a curated record. Lineage: Eukaryota; Fungi; Ascomycota; Lecanoromycetes; Lecanorales; Ramalinaceae. The transcript has 2 exons.
AUGAAUGUCCUCCAGAACCAAGGUUUGCCGAGUAAUGGCGCUCCUCCGAGGGGCAGCCGGACUUCCCAUCUCACCGCUGCCUCCCUGAUCAACGACGCCCUCAACGCUGGCGCUCAGUCUCGCAUUCCCUCCUUGAACCCUCAUAAAGACGCACGUGCUAUCAUCCGCCUCGUUCAGUGCUCUCAGUGCUCUCUUCCUUUUCAGAAUCCCUUGACACUUCCGUGCGGCAACUCGUUAUGUCGAAAAUGCCUGCCACCCGUUCGCCAACGAGAACAUAUAAGCUAUCCAAAUAUCGCGAGUCGGCAAGAGGGCUUCACUUGCCCAUUCUUGACCUGUAGAAAAGACCACGCACUUGGGGACUGCUGCCAAGAUGUUACACUAAGCAAAAUUGUGGAAAGAAUCAGUGUCGAGGCGUCGAAAUACAGGCUUCUGACCCCCGAGACCCCAACGUUGCUGGAUGAAAGGCUGCGCUGGAAAAACAUGAUCGACAGCUCUAAGGACGAGAGAAAAGCCUCGUCACGCAUCAUCAAUGGAGGACGAUUACUUGCAACAUACACGCUAGCAGAGUAUGGGCAGUUGAGGUACGACUCUGAAGUCGCAUACCAAACCAUGUCAUCAAACGGCGAUACGUAUGAGAUUCUUGACAUCAAAAUGCUUAACCACUUGAAGGAAACCAUCAAGAACGAACUCGAUUGUCAGGUCUGUUAUGCCUUAAUGCUCGACCCGCUGACGACCAAUUGCGGUCAUACCUAUUGUCGCAAGUGUGUAGCCCGCAUUCUCGAUCACUCAUCCCUAUGUCCGAUAUGUCGAAGAUCUUUGCAAAUGCCUCCCGGUGCAACGGGUGUCGCAAGCAACCACAGCCUUUCGAAAUUGCUUUUGACUCUUUGCCCUGACCUGUUGGCGGCAAGGCAAGAGGCAGCUGAUAAGGAAGAAACAAUGCAGGGGGACACAAAUGUUCCGCUUUUCGUAUGCACUCUUGCUUAUCCAGCCAUGCCAACCUUUCUUCACGUUUUCGAGCCUCGGUAUCGCCUGAUGAUGCGCAGGGCAGUAGAAAACGGAGACCGCAAAUUUGGUAUGAUCAUGUACAACCACCGUGGCGAAGCUCAAGGGAACUUGGGACACUCUCACUUUAUGGAGUAUGGAACGAUGCUACAUAUAAACACCAUUCAGAUGAUGCCCGAUGGACGCAGUGUGCUUGAAACUCGCGGUGUUUUCCGCUUUCGUGUAAAAUCCUCAGGUGAACUCGAUGGGUACAUCAUCGGCAAUAUCGAACCUGUCCAGGACAUUUCUUUGGCAGAAGAAGAAGCAAUUGAGGCCCGUGAGACUACGCUUCUUCCUGCGAUGCCAGAUGAUAUGGCUGGACAGAUUGAUCGUAUGUCAACGCUCGAACUUCUCCAUAUCGGUACAGAUUUCAUCGCACGGACAAGAGCAGCGAGCGCUCCUUGGCUACGGGGUGCGCACGUUGCUAGCUAUGGCGAGAUGCCUCUGGAUCCAGCGUUGUUUCCUUACUGGUUUGCCAGUGUUCUCCCAAUCAACGAGGACGAAAAGUACAGGCUCUUACCUACCACGAGCGUCAGGGAAAGAUUGAAGAUCACGGCACGAUGGGUGAAAAAGAUCGAAGCGCAAAAUUGGGAUGAGCUUGAUGACGCCGACUUGUUUACGUCUGACUCUUCCGAUGACGAGACGCCUGAAGCGGAAGACGAGGCUUCGGGGGAAGAGACUGUCUUGACUCCGCCAAGUCGCCAGGCCGUCCAGCGAUCCGACGAUCCAGAAGAUGAGCCUGCAGCAGCGACUGAGAGAGUGGACAACUCCUCUCCAAUUGACGGUCCUGAUCGAGCCCCCAAUGCGGAGCGCGAGUAG